AUGGGAUCCAUUCAAUCGUGUGACACUAGUCAACCAAAUGAAUCAGAACCAAGUACAAGUCUCGGUCCUCCACCACCACCACUUUCUGACCAAUCGGUGGAGCAACUCAUCAAAUAUAUCGAAAAACAGUUGGAGAGAAAAAAACAUGUUGACUUCCUGGAGUUGGCUGAGAAAUUGAAACCAAGAAUGAAUUCGUUUCUGGUCCCGUUAGGUGAUGAGCAUUGUUCAGCAUUCAAGAAAGUCGAGCAAAGGCAAAGUGCUCCAGAUCCACAACCACAAAGUCUUCUCAUGUUCAAACCAUUCACACUAGCGGAUAACCCAGAAAACCUUCAGAGACCCAUAACCAUUGUUUCGCAAUCGGUUGAGCAGAUGGACGCUCCACCCAAACUAACUGCCGAAGUUCUGAAAGAGGUUGACAACUUCACCUCAUCGACCCAGAGUGAAAUCCCCGGAUGCUCAGACUCAGCCAUGCCAAAACUUGUUGCCAUGGUCAAUAAAUUCAAUUUCAAUUUCAAUCGUAUCAACAGCUCGGAGUCUUUUGUUACCACUCCAAAUGGAAAAAUGGUAGUUCCAAACUCUAUGAUCAGUAAGUCCCCUAUGCGGAACUUUCCUAGUCAAUUUUUAGGAUCUGAAAUGAAACGUUGUCAAGCUUCUUCUCCGGACGCAUUCAAAUUCUUGUAUCCAAGUGAAGAAAACGAGAAGAAAGUUGAGCAUCUUGAGAAGAAAGUUGAAGACCUCGAGAAGUUAUUGGAAGAGGAGAAACUGAAGCAAGUUGGGAUACUGGAGAGAACCAAUGCGUGGCAUGCACACAACUGUACUUAUGAGUGGUUUUGGGGAAGAGAGCUUGCUCGGAUGUACCAUAAAUAUAAACAUUUUGAGAAGGUGGCGAAAACUUUGAUGGAAAAACAACAGCUAGGAGAAAGUAGUGGAGAAAUGCCUCGUGAUUUGCUCAAAGCACCUUCCCCAAUCAUCCCACUACCCCCAAUGCGUCCACCUGACUUGUAUGCCACCGAGACUAUACCACCUCCAGUUACUCUCGUUGAGGAAAACUUCCUCAGAGCACAUUAUGACGCUCGUGCUAAAAUCAAGAAAGAUCACGGACACCCAGAAAAACUUGACCCCAAAUCAGACGCAUACAAGGAACUUUUGGCGAAAGCAAUUGAGAACUGCGCUACUUGCUCACUGUAUAAAGAUCCUAAAUUAAAGAUCCGUACUGCUUUGUUCAGUGCAAUUAGCACUGAGGAAAUGCCACAACUUGUCAAAAAUCCGCCAGGCGCCUACUUGUUGUACAGAAAAUGGAGGGAUACGAAUAACGGAUGGCUCACUAACCUGGAUAUCUCUAAAGACUGGACAGCAAUUCGAACCGCCAAAGGACCAGAGUUCUGGGAAUGGAGAAACAGGGCUAACACAUUGUAUGAUGAACAUGUGGACCAGUUGGUUAAGGGAUACAUAAGAGUUGAAGAACGGAGAGGAAGACGGAGAAAGAGAUCGAUGUGGGAUACCAAGAGACGAACCAAGAAAUCGAAUGAUGCAAGUAGCGGUGGGAAGAAGAAAGCAGUGGUGGGAAGUGAAGAAGCUUCAGAACCGAUUGAGAUUGAUUCCUAA
This is a messenger RNA of Caenorhabditis remanei, 1605 nucleotides long. RefSeq lists its product as uncharacterized. Bases 1 to 1605 code for a protein of 534 amino acids. Lineage: Eukaryota; Metazoa; Nematoda; Chromadorea; Rhabditida; Rhabditidae. The record is from RefSeq and is a predicted model, not a curated record. The transcript is spliced from 8 exons.